Adineta ricciae is the source of this 951-nucleotide messenger RNA. The record is from the annotation of a GenBank genome assembly. NCBI's taxonomy places the organism in Eukaryota, Metazoa, Rotifera, Eurotatoria, Adinetida, Adinetidae.
AUGUUGACUCCUGUUGAUUAUAUUCUCGGUAGUUAUGAUAUGCGAAAUCUGUCGAAGUUUUAUGCACCACCAGGUAGUGCUGAAAAAGCAGCUGAAACUUUAUUAGGACUCCAUAAAAACUCAUCAAUUACUAUUCUAACUGGUUUCUGUGUAACCGAAAAACUCGUCGACAACCAGAAAACACCCGUCGCCGAAAGUGAUGGUCCACCAGGUGCAGUUCUUGCUGGUGAAAUCUUUCGUCAACUAUCUUACCAUGUUUCCUAUGUUGCUGAUCCUGUGACUUGUCAGAUUCUUCGUGCUUGUUUGAAAUCACGAAAAGAUGACGAUAGUCAUGUUUACGAGUUCAAUUCCUCACACAAUGAAAAAGAGCGAAUUGCUGAAGCACAGAGACUUCUCAAUGCGCUUCAAUCCAAAGCAAUACUCGCUGGUGAACUCUCAAGUCGAAACUGGUUUGAUGGCGUUCGUCGAAAUAUGAUUGGCAAGAACAUCGAUGACUGGAAUCCACCUGUGGAUGAGAUGCUUGUUCAAUUUAAAGGUAAAGGUAUUAUCAUUGCUGUUGGUGACGGCGGCAAUGAAGCUGGUAUGGCUAAUUUGAAGGAUAUGAUCCCUUUGGCACCAGACGGGAAAACCAUUGUUGGAAGUGGAGUGUAUUCGGACAUACCUGUCACAUCUUGGAAUUCUAAUCUUGGCUUACAAGCCAUUGCUUCUGUUGCGGCAGCAAAAGAAAAUCGACUUGAUCUGAUUCCGACGGGUAAUCAAGUGAUCCAGAUGAUUGAAACUGCUUUAAGUGCUGGUGCUGUCGAAGGUGUCACUCGAGGAGAAGAACAGAAUUCUUUGAAUGGAGCCUAUGCCAUACAUGGUGUUGAUGGAUUUGCCCCUUCGGUUCAUGGAGCUGAUCAAGAUAAACUGAGAAGCACAUUGAUUCAAAUGAAAAUCAAAGGAAUGUUGUAA